AUGCAAGACCUGUGUGAUACAUCGUCGCAAGCUCCAGUCGCAGCUGAUGGGCGAUCUCCCAAUUGCUUGGUCGACUUUCUCGCGACCGUUACUAAAACCGGAGUAGACUUCACCGGUUUCUUCGACGUCAAGAGCUACGUCGGACGGGGCUGCAAUAUUACGAAAGGUUAUGUAUGUGUGUUUGUGUGCUUCAGCACCAAGGCAAUACAUCUUGAGGCGACCACGGAUCUGACAGCGGAGAAGUUCUUGGAAGCUUUUACCGGUUCGUGGCACGGCGUGGGUGCCCUCUUCACAUGUACUCUGACAACGGGAAAACGUUCGUCGGAGCCUCCUUCCUCAAUUUUGUCCAAAGAUCUUGCGGAGGGCACCCGCAAUCUGAUCCUCACCAACACAGCCAUCAAGGUCUUGCAUAGCAUUUCAACCCACCUGGUGCCCCUCACAUGGGGGGUCUCUGGAAAGCAGGCGUCUAGAGUUUCAAGACGAAUUUCUACAAAAUGGUUUCCUCCGUUAAGUAACGAGGAACUCUCAACCCUCCUGGCGAAGACGGCAGAGUGCCUCAAUUGGCGGCCUCUGUCUCCCAUGUCAGAGGAUGUAAGCGACUUGGUGGCCCUCAGUCUCGGUCAUUUCCUGAUCGGGGGUCCGCUAGUCUCCAUGGCGGAGCCAGAAUCCAGGGAGGAUGUGGAGUCCAUCCGCAAUCGCUGGCAACGGCUCAAGGCUCUCCAUCAGCAUUUCUGUGUGCGAUGGAAGAAUGAGUAUUUGAAGGAGUUGCAUAAGCGGAAUAAGUGGCAGUCACCCUCACGCGACCUCCAAAUCGGUGACAUGGUGAUCAUCAGAGAGGAGAAUAUCCACCACAAGAAUGGCGCCUUGGUCGUGUGCUGA
Molecule: messenger RNA, 879 nt
Organism: Drosophila albomicans
Lineage: Eukaryota; Metazoa; Arthropoda; Insecta; Diptera; Drosophilidae
Exons: 1
Coding region: 1-879 (292 amino acids)
Molecular function (GO): nucleic acid binding
Source: RefSeq, a predicted model, not a curated record